Perca fluviatilis (European perch) is the source of this 1417-nucleotide messenger RNA. RefSeq names its product ankyrin repeat domain-containing protein 12-like. NCBI's taxonomy places the organism in Eukaryota, Metazoa, Chordata, Actinopteri, Perciformes, Percidae. Gene Ontology annotation, cellular component: nucleoplasm. The record is from RefSeq and is a predicted model, not a curated record. Bases 189 to 596 code for a protein of 135 amino acids. The transcript has 2 exons.
CGCUCUAGUAUUUCCUACCUGGAGCAGAUGACCAAUCAUAGAAGGCCGGAGAAUGCCGGCUUGGAGUUGCAUAACAAUGAACAGAGAAUAGAAGAAAUUUUUUUAAACCGGAGCGUUCAGAACAGUUUUAGCUCACAGGGAUUUCUCUAAAAUACCUCAUUAUUCGAAGUUUUGGCCACGUUUUUAACAUGAAAAUCCGACUUUAUAACAUUGUAGUCAUGACAGAAAAUAUGGAAAAGCAUAAUAGGUCACUUUUAAUGAUAAUGUAUAGAAAUGCAGUAUGUUUAAUAAGUUGUUGUGUGUUUGGUUCACAGAGUGAUGAUGGCAAAACGUCAGUGAGAGACCGAUUCAACGCCAGGCAGUUCAUGUCCUGGCUACAAGAUGUUGAUGACAAGUUUGACAAACUGAAGACGUGUCUUCUGAUGAGGCAGCAGCAUGAGGCGGCGGCCCUGAAUGCUGUGCAGCGUCUGGAGUGGCAGCUCAAGCUGCAGGAGUUGGACCUGGCCACUUACAAGUCCACCAGCAUCUUCGAGAUCCCCGAAUUUUACAUCCCACUCGUGGAGGUCAACGACGACUUUGACCUUACCCCGAUAUGAGUUGUUGAACAGACGGGCUUUGCCACAGCGGUGGCCAAAUCACGGACACGAGAGGCAACCCGCACAUUCGAGGAAAAAGAAAGAAAAAUGUGAAGCACUUGUGGCGGUAAUACAAAAAGAGCAUUUAUUAAAGAGACAAUUUUACUCCAGCGCUCUUACAGUCCAAACCAGCACGCCCACCAGGAGGACGGGGAACAAGGACUGACUGUUCCUCGUGUUCCUCGUACAGAAGGAGGCUACAGAUCUAGCCGGAGCAGAGACCAAAAGCUUGGGCGGUGCGGUGCGGUGGUGCAGGGAGCUGCAGCAAGAAGGAAAGUGUGGAUGUCAACCACCUUCUACUGCGCCUCAUUAAGCAGGGUCACACAACUGAAAGUUCAAUUGUUUUCAAAGUGAGUGUUCAUACAUUGUGUAUAGACUGUGCUCUUAAUUUUUUAACUUAUUUUAUACAUUAAAAAAAAAAUUGUGCAUUUGUAAAUAGCCAUGUAAUUAUUGUUUCAAACUUGUAAAAACAAAAAAUAAUAGAUAUUUUGAUUGUAAACUUGUUCUGUCUCAUGUUUUAAAGGACCAAAGUUGGUUUUUAUAUCGAGUGUCCUCUUCGUCCGUGAUGUUCUUGUUGUUGUUGGCUUAAAAUCUUAAGCAUGUGUUAGCUUUUGUUGUGUUUUUUUGUUUUUACUGUUUCACCCUUCCUCAUCUGGAGUUCCACGCCACAGCUGGUGUUUUUUGACUUUGGCAAUUAAAUGCUGUGCAUGCAUUGCGUUGUUUGUACUUUUUUCCUAAAAAAACUGUACUGUGGACUUAAUGUGAGGUUUACUGAAGUGUUC